AUGACGGAACCACGCAUGAGACUGCGCCAUAAGGGCCAGCAGUUCCCAUCCACAGACUUAGAAGCCUUCCUGAUCGCCUUCGGCGACGACGACCAGCCGCUCACCGAGACGGUCAAGUGCCUCGACGAGAUCGUGACCGACUACAUCAUCGAGACGUGCCACGAGGCGGCGUCGGUGGCGCACCACGCGCGGCGCGCCAAGAUCAAGCUCGACGACUUCAAGUUCAUGCUGCGGCGGGACACGGCGAAGCUGGGGAGGGUCAGCGAGAUGCUCGAGACGGACAAGGAGUUGAAGAGGAAGAGGAAGGCGUUUGAUACUGAUGAGGGGACUGUG
Molecule: messenger RNA, 333 nt
Organism: Aaosphaeria arxii CBS 175.79
Lineage: Eukaryota; Fungi; Ascomycota; Dothideomycetes; Pleosporales
Product: transcription initiation factor IID, 18 kDa subunit
Exons: 2
Biological process (GO): RNA polymerase II preinitiation complex assembly; transcription by RNA polymerase II
Cellular component (GO): transcription factor TFIID complex
Molecular function (GO): protein heterodimerization activity
Source: RefSeq, a predicted model, not a curated record